AUCGCUUGUCAUUCAUUGAAUACAGAAUAGUUUAUUUGAAAUCACAAAACAAAAAUGGCUUUACUCGAUUUGUGCCGUUUAGAUGAGAAAAUUAACUUGAAACCCGUUGACGCCCUUGCAUCUUUUCAAAAUGACGUUGUAGGAUACAGCCAAAACUUUUUACACAGCACUCAGCUCGCGACGCCACCGUUUGCUAACCCUGUAGAAACCCUAGCCCAGUUUAACCAGAAAGAUGAGACUGGCAAAGCGAUCAAAAUCCAGUUCGACCACGGUACCACCACUCUUGGCUUCCGUUAUAAGGGUGGAGUGCUCCUGGCCGUGGACUCCAGAGCCACUGGUGGCCAGUUCAUUGGGUCACAGUCCAUGAAGAAGAUUGUUGAAAUCAAUGACUAUCUGCUUGGUACUCUGGCAGGCGGCGCAGCAGACUGCGUGUACUGGGACCGCGUGCUCGCCAAGCAGUGUCGCCUGUACGAGCUGCGCAACCGCGAGCGCAUCUCCGUGGCCGCCGCCAGCAAGCUCAUGGCCAACAUGGUGUACAACUACAAGGGCAUGGGGCUCAGCAUGGGAAUGAUGCUCGCUGGUGUUGAUAAGAGGGGAGCUCAGCUAUACUACGUGGACUCUGAAGGCACGCGCACGCCCGGCAAGGUGUUCUCCGUGGGCUCAGGGUCAGUGUACGCCUUCGGUGUGCUGGACAGCGGCUACAGCUGGGACCUCAGCGACAAGGACGCUCAGGAACUCGGUCGCCGCGCCAUCUACCACGCGACCCACCGCGACGCGUACUCGGGCGGUAUCAUCCGCGUGUACCACAUCAGCGAGAAGGGCUGGGUCAACAUCUCCAACGAGGACUGCUCCGACCUCCACUACAAGUAUGCCGCGGAGAAGGGCACGCCUGUCGCUUAGAUUUUAAUAAAACUAUCGUAUUAUUUGUA
Messenger RNA from Trichoplusia ni (cabbage looper), 929 nucleotides. It is a transcript of the gene Prosbeta5, whose product is annotated as proteasome subunit beta type-5. The transcript is spliced from 6 exons. Bases 55 to 900 code for a protein of 281 amino acids. NCBI's taxonomy places the organism in Eukaryota, Metazoa, Arthropoda, Insecta, Lepidoptera, Noctuidae. Gene Ontology annotation, molecular function: threonine-type endopeptidase activity. The record is from RefSeq and is a predicted model, not a curated record. Gene Ontology annotation, cellular component: proteasome core complex.